Molecule: messenger RNA, 6952 nt
Organism: Synchiropus splendidus (mandarinfish)
Lineage: Eukaryota; Metazoa; Chordata; Actinopteri; Syngnathiformes; Callionymidae
Gene: cdc50c
Product: transmembrane protein 30C
Exons: 7
Coding region: 111-1175 (354 amino acids)
Biological process (GO): phospholipid translocation
Cellular component (GO): Golgi apparatus; endoplasmic reticulum; plasma membrane
Source: RefSeq, a predicted model, not a curated record
AAUAAGUAACUGUCUCUGCGCUGCAAAGCAUGCUGGGAAAGUGAGCCGAGGCGUGUGUUUGCGGUCACAGAGAGAGAAGCGAGGAGCAGGAAGAGAGCGCUUCUGUCAACAUGUUCCGUCCCGAGACCAACAACACCGGGCCGCACAGCCGGAGGCCCGACAACUCGGCCUUCAAGCAGCAGCGGCUGCCCGCCUGGUCCCCCAUGCUGACCCCCCACACCGUGCUGCCCUUCUUCUACUGCACCGCCGCCAUCUGCCUGGUGCUGGGGGUCGGGCUGUGGCUGACGGUGAAGAGCACUCAGGAGCUGAAGCUGGACUACACGACAGACGGGACGUGCAACCUGUGUUUCAUCAAGCGGCAGAACGCGAGCGAGGCGGCGGUGAAAUGCAGCUGCACGAUGGUCUUCACCAUCGACAAGCUCUUCAAGGGCGACGUCUUCUUCUACUACGGCCUCCGAAACUUCCACCAGAACCUGCGGCGCUACAUGGACUCCAGGGACGACACACAGAUGGUGGGCAGGCCCAAGCAACUGAAGAACCCGAGUCAGUACUGCAAGCCGUUUCGCAAAGACCCCAAAGGGAUCCCUAUCGCCCCCUGUGGCGCUGUAGCCAACAGCCUCUUCAACGACUCCUUCAGGUUCUACUACCAUGGCUUGAGGGGCCAGCGGACGCCUGUCCCUCUGCUCCGGAGGGGCAUCGCCUGGUACACCGACAAGAACGUCAAGUUCCGGAACCCUCCACUAGGGAACUCCACCCUGGCUCUAGCUUUCAACGGCACCGCCAAACCGCUGUACUGGCAGAGACCAGUCUACGAGCUCAACAUGAACAACCCCAACGACAACGGCUUCAUCAACGAGGACUUCAUCGUGUGGAUGAGAGAAGCUGCUUUCCCCAACUUUAAGAAGCUCUACGGCUUCUUGAACCGAGGCACAGCUCCGUUCACCAAAGGGCUUCCGGCCGGGAAAUACAGCGUGGACAUCGACUACAACUUCCCCCCGCAGCACUUCAAGGGGAAAAAGCUGGUGGUUCUGACCACGCUGUCCUGGUUCGGGGGCCAGAACCACUUCCUGCCGGUGCUCUACCUGGUCACCAGCUGCCUGCUGCUGGCCUUGGCCGUGGUCCUCACCGUGGUCUGGUGGAAGUUCGGGAGGAACGGGAAGAACUUGAAGGAAUAAGUGGCCGGCGUCGGGACGUGGCGCCUCCAGAACCGAACCAGAUCAAGCAGUGUUAAGCCGGGUGAGAUUAGAACGGGUCGGCGUGCUGGGAACACACUUCCCAUACGGAGGGCGUUGAAUUUCAGAAGUGGUUUGCGUCAUACAGUAAAUAAUGUUUACUACAAUCAUCUGAGACAGUUCCUUUGCCUGUCGUGUAACUUACUAAAUAAUUUGAGAACAGCCUGGGAUCAUUUCCAAAAUGAUUUCACUGCAAGUGGCAUUUUUGACUGCGCAGGGCAGCGCUAUAUGAAACACACAGGAAAAGGUGGCGGCCGCGAAAAUCGUCCCCUGGCCCUCAGUUGGCCCACGGGCCGUGACUUUGACCCACUGGAGCUCAGAGCCCCUCGGUCAUACUUUGGAUCAGGGAACAUUUAUUCAACAUUAUUAAGAUCAUGACCGGCUUAUUAGCUGCUAAUAAUCCUCAGUUGUUCAGAGCGAACCUCCAGUGUCCCGGGCUGAGGACAGUCAGGCUGCACAUCACUACUGUGCUACGUGUCACCUCAGGCUAAUAUGUUGCUAAUACACAUGAGAAUAAGAGGCUUGUUUACGGUGAUACAUGUUCCCUGAUCUCAAGUGUUAGCAGCCCCUCAGAUCAACACCGGCAGGACGACGCGCGCCAACUUCAAAGUUUCACUCAUUCAUAGCUUUGCUAGCUCCUGCUAACUGCUAAUGUACGGAAGCAAAUCUGUGCCACCAGAACGAUUUUUUUUACCUGAUUUGACUUUUGAUUUUUUUUUAUUCUUCAUUUUGAUCGACAUAUCAGUGAAAAAAACUCUUCUGAAGGAGUCGUCUUUCGAGAUUGCGAUCGAUUGAUAGUUGUUUUUUUCACUAUUUUUUACACUGUCUAUUGAAAAAUGUUUCUAUUUCCCUCAUUGAACAUUUCAAAAUUCAAAUGAGAAACUGUGAACACAACAGCUUUGAUUCCACGUGGCUGCUGUGUCAGCCUUUUUUUGCACUUGAAAUAAUACAGUUCUAUAUGUUGUAAACAGCACUGAGUUCCAGAGCAGUUUUUAGCACUUGAAUGUUGAAGAGGGGUUUUUGACUGGAAAGAAAUACUCCUGUCAGGUGGCUGGUACUUUGUAAAUACCUCUCCAAGUUUUCUUCAAGUUUAAAGUAGAAAGAACCACUUUACAAAUGACCACUGUUUGUCGUCCUUUCCAGUGUCACAUGAUCGCCCACCUUCUCGACUCUGGUUUCCUCCCAUACUCACUAUCCUGAAGUGUUUCUCCCCAUGCAAUUGAGGGUCUCCCCUGGAACCUCCGCUUUCCUCCCCCAGUCCAAAACCAUUCAGAGCGUCACUGACGACUCUCAAUUGUGUGCGUCGCGUCUCGCCCUACGUAGCUGGGACAGUUCCGAUGUCGACUCAUCAGUGAAGGGUUCAUGAAACAGAGUCCUGAUUUCCUGAGGCCACCAGAUGGCGCUGUGCUGUGUGAGGCUGGGACUUGAACAAGACUUUCAAGGAAACCUCACAUCAUUUCUAAACCCAGCGCGCCACCUAGUGGCCUCUGAAAAUGAGGACACUGCUUCAUGACACCUCUUUCACCCAUCGCUAUUAACCGCCCCACAUUUGUGUAUUUACAACAGCACCACAAUCGUCUGUAGAAAAAAAACUCUUUAUUCACUGUAGGUCGCCCACAAUACGGCGACGGCGACUCCCACCACAGUUUGGUCAAGUCACCUUCUACAGAAGAGGAAUGCAGUCGACUCUGGACUUGAACUGAUGCUACAGACGACAAACAUGCCCACCACUACACACCAGAACCACAGACGAGUACAAGGACACACAAGAGUGGAAGGAAGGUUGUCACCACUUCGGUACCUUCGAAUGAAGACGUGAACGUCUGGCGAAGCCACUGAAUUAUAAAAUGAUAAAUUCACAUUUGAAAAGGAGCCACGUGAGAAUGAGAGCCAAGUGUAAUAAACGGAAGAUUUAGAUGGAGAGAAAUGACAAAAAUGGAUCGACAAUGAGCGAAUUCAUUAUUCUGCUCUGUCCCAGCUACCCGGGGUGAGAGGCAGGGGACAGUCCCUCACAGAACACGACUUUGUGUUAGUGGGAUGCGGGAGGAAACUGGAGUUGUGAGUGAAAAAAAAUCAACUUAACUCAGCGCAGAAGUGUGUCGAUUUGUCAUCAAUGCAGAAGUACACAUUAAAAGUGGAAAAAAAAAUCUGUUGAAAAAAAGAUUUAUUCCACAUGAUUAAAAACGUGGCUCAUUAAAAUGAGACUGGACUUGGUUCAGUGGGACACGUGUGGUCUGUGACGCACCAGGACUUGUGGGAGGGGCGAGGGCGCCAUGUCUCCAUCAGCAGGAUGUGAAGUCACAAAUAAAUAUUCCAAAGGUUUUGGAGUCGGUGGACGAGGAAAAGCUUCAAGUUUAAGACGAAAGCGUACCGCGGCCAAGAGGAACUCGUGGCGAGUUGGACUGGAGGCGUGUGGCCACCGACUCGGGAAGAAAAUCACAGCUUGGCAGGGAGAAUCACAGAACAGGGAGCCCAAGUCUCUCCGACAGUAGUCGCUCCGAUUGUCCGACACAAACAUUCAUGUGGAUUCAGUGAUUGGACUGUAAUGGCACCUCCCCCGGCGGCCAGGGGUGAAAGGUCAGCUCAGCUCGCCGUCUUCUGACACUGAGGGACCUGGUAGGUCUGAUCCUCGGCGGCCGGCCCGGGGGCCACCUUGGGCGUGUCGUAGGCCGACGCGCCGGACUGAGCGCCGCCGUCUGUCCGUGCCAGCAGAGCGGAGGGGUGGCAGUUCAUGUCCACCACGAUGGGCGUGGCGUACUCGGCUCCCGACGCCGGCAGCGGCUCCGCGUAGGCGUGAUACACGUCCGGGGAGAUGGGGGCGUCGUACAGGUCCGGGUCCGUGUACCCCGGGUCGGGCCCUUCGUCCGGUUUGAAGGUGGAGCGCGCGCCGAGUGUCGUCACGCCGCUGACCAGCGGCUGGGCGUAUUCUGAAACAGGGCAGGUUUGUGGCCGCUCGCUCUCACCGGGACACGGAGCCGCCUCACUCACCUGCGGGUUCGGCGUGCAGCCGUGGGACGGCGCCUCUCGCCGCCAGCCGGCCGACCUCGCUGCUGCUGUAGCGGACCGAAUCCUCCGUCUCCACCAUCUUGGAUGGCAGCAGCUGCUUCAUGCUCUUCCACCAGUCUGAAGCAAACGGGGUUGGAGUUGGAGUUGGAGUUAGAGUGAGGGUGAGGGUGCGGACCUACCUGUGCGAUCCCAGUGGGGCAGAUCGUACGUCCCUUCAGAGCUCUUCUUCCUGCACGGAGGACGGAGCAUUAACCGCGUUGUUACGCAGCAACCAAGUCUACCGUGGCACCGUACCUGCUCCUCCAGUGCCAGGCGCCCACCAUAACCAAGAUGGCCGCCGUCAGAACCAUGGCCAGCACCGGCACCAGAACGGCCGCGAGCGCAACAUCUGGAAUCAGAAACGCAACAGUUACUAUACGUUUAUCUGUAGAUAAAACGCUGCGGAGAGUCUCGGGACCGUUGCUGGUCUGCGGCGGCAUGGUGGUGUUUCUGAUGUCCGGCGUGUGCGUGGUCUGCCUGGGUCUGGGAGGCUGCUUGCUGGGUCGGGGGCCGUGAGGCGGCGGGUGCAUCCUGGGCUCCGGCAGCCAGCCCACUGGAAAACACAGUGGGAAACCACAGACUCGCAAACGUCCCAUAACGCACGGCAACAGCUUCACUCUCACCCGAAUGAAUCUGACAUCCCAGCAGCUCCAGCUUGAUGGCGAUCCUCUGGUGCCACAGAGUGGGACUGACCCGGAUGUACCGGGCCUGGAUGGGGGGGAUGAAGUUAUUCCUCACCUGGUCCAGGUAGUUCCUGUUGCCCUGAAAGACCUGGAGGGAAAGAUCAGACCCCGGAGUCCCGGAGGUGAGUCUCUGCGCUCCAUCAAUUAUUAAAGCCCUGCAGAGUCUGGCGCGGCACUCAUCCCACCACUUCCUGUCAUAAACAUCCCUCAGUCGAUACCGGUUACCACGGCGACCACUUCAGUCCACGGCCCUGCAGCUAUCGAGUGUGGCUUCUGUCUGUUAUUGAUCUGGAGCUGUUACCAUGUCGUGGGUGGAGUUGGCUUCCUUGUAGGUGAGCCACUGCUGGCCGUCCCUGCUGUGAAGAACCCGGUACGCCGACACGUAGUAGGGGAACUCUCUCAUGAUGGAGCCGCUGGUGGUGAUGCCUGGAUGGAUGGAUGGACACGGUUCGGCAUGAGACUCCCACCACCGGUUUGGUUGAGUUGAGCUCGGUACCUGUGACCCUCUUCUCUCUCUUCAGGUCCACCUGCAGCCACUGGUGCUGGUCGCUCUGAGCCGGCGACCAGGGGAGCCCCUCUCUUUCCAGCCGCGCCCCCGACGGCGACCAGGCGCUCUGCCGACCGCCGACGUUCCACUCCCACACGGAGGAAGCCGAAAGCUGCGUGUCGGCCACCACACCAGACUCCAGCCCCAGCUUGCCGUAGCAGCCUGCGGACACCAGCCAAUCCUCCAUGAGACCGAGGCGCGACAUCACAGAACAGAGACUUGAGGCCCACCGUUGGUCUUGAAGGUGAAGAGGCUGUUGGACAGAGUCCCUCUGAGGAAGGAGACGGAGGCCUGGUUAGCGACGGCAUCACUACGAGCGUGGCGAUCCAGUCCUACCCAGUGGAAGUGACGUUGUUGGCCAGUGUGCCCGAGUAGCUGUCGAUGCCUUUGCUGGUGACCACGCUGAUCCUCCCCCCCACAGCGUUGGACACCACUCCGGCGUGGACGGCCGCCACACACAGCGGGGACGACUGCGGGACGAGACCAGAGGCGUUAUACAGCGGCAGGCUUUUAGCUAGGAGCGCGUCCGGGCGUCUGCAAAACACGAAAAAAUGGAUGCCUGAUUCUUGACCGUAGCUUGGCCGACACAUUACGCUAGUAUACGGCGGCAUCUGGCGGCCAAGCUACGGUCGAGAAUCAGGCAUCCAUUUUUUCAUGCCCCCCUAGCUAAAAGCCCGCACGGCAGCCAUGUUCCACGACACGUAAAGAUGAUGACUCAGCACGCCAUCACCAGCCGCGGCCCGGCUCAGGUGGUGAUUCACCACCAGCUGCAGACAUCAGUGGGAACGGGACCCUCCCUGGCUUAACAACCGGCGGCGUGUGGCGCAGUUCUCUUCCUGGAAAAACCCGCAGUGGAAUCCACAGCUGACCAGCGGAGUUUCCCCCACACUCACACAAAACGUCCGCAGCCCGUCACAUCCGACGAGCUGAGACCCAGAACCUCCUCCACGAGUGCAGCCACCAAUAAAGUUCUGGUGGGUUUUUUUCCCCCUCAGUUUCAUGCUUGGUGAAGGCACUUUUACAGUUCGUUCAUCUAACAUUCCUGUCAGUUUUUACCCUAAAAUGUAUAGUACAACGUGAGAAUGUGAACCUGAAAUUGUGCCAAAAGUAAAAAUGAUAAUGAAUGAAGACACUUUUAAUACAAAAUGAAACAGUGAGAGUAAGAUUUAAUAUAAGAGAAACGGUGUAAGUGAAUUGUUAAUACUACAAUUUAAAACGGUGGGAAAACUGACGUCAAAUUAUAUUGGACUGAAAAAUAUUUCAUAAAAAAUGAUUUAUUGAAAAUGCAAAAAAAAACAACACUUCUGUCACAUAACUGCUAAUGAAAUAAAUAAAUACAUCUUCUAAAAAUUUUGGAGCACAUAUGUAUAUUUUCAUAAAGUAUUUAGAAGACAUGGGGAAUAAAUCAUUAAACUUAAAUAAAAAUUUAAAAAAAUUAUAAAGAC